Phaethon lepturus (White-tailed tropicbird) is the source of this 1539-nucleotide messenger RNA. Its product is annotated as DNA repair protein RAD50-like. Gene Ontology annotation, molecular function: ATP hydrolysis activity; double-stranded telomeric DNA binding; G-quadruplex DNA binding. NCBI's taxonomy places the organism in Eukaryota, Metazoa, Chordata, Aves, Phaethontiformes, Phaethontidae. The record is from RefSeq and is a predicted model, not a curated record. Gene Ontology annotation, biological process: telomere maintenance via recombination; double-strand break repair; telomere maintenance via telomerase. Gene Ontology annotation, cellular component: nucleus; condensed nuclear chromosome; Mre11 complex. The annotation marks the transcript as partial. The transcript has 9 exons.
UUGCCUUUGGGUUUUUCACGAAGCUUUAUUUUACAGGAUUUACAACGUUUACACUUCUGACUUCGAAAGAGAAGUUGUUCUGCAGAAAUGUCAAAGAUUGAGAAAAUGAGUAUCCUUGGAGUGAGGAGUUUUGGGGUAGAGGAUAAAGACAAACAAAUUAUCACUUUCUUUAAUCCAUUAACUAUUUUGGUGGGACCAAAUGGUGCAGGAAAAACGACUAUCAUUGAAUGUCUUAAAUAUAUAUCCACUGGAGAUUUUCCUCCUGGCACCAAAGGAAACUCAUUUGUUCACGAUCCGAAGGUUGCCAAUGAAACAGAUGUUAGAGCUCAGAUUCGAUUACAGUUUAGAGAUGUAAACGGAGAGCUUGUAGCUGUGCAGCGAUCCAUGGUCUGUACCCAGAAAGGCAAGAAAACAGAAUUUAAAACACUUGAAGGCAUCAUUACUAGAACAAAGCAUGGCGAGAAGGUCAGUCUGAGUUCCAAGUGUGCAGAAAUCGAUCGAGAGAUGAUCAGUGCCCUUGGUGUUUCCAAAUCGGUGAUUAACAAUGUCAUCUUCUGCCACCAAGAAGAAUCCAACUGGCCAUUAAGUGAAGGGAAGGCCCUGAAACAAAAAUUUGAUGAGAUCUUUUCAGCAACAAGGUAUAUUAAAGCACUCGAAACUCUCCGUCAGGUACGACUGAAACAAAGCUUGAAAGUAAAAGAGUGUCAGACAGAACUGAAAUAUCUAAAACAGAAUAAAGAAAAAGCACAGGAAAUCCAGGAUCAUCUUAGCAAUAGAGAGGCUCAACUGGCUGCUUCUAAGGAGAACAUAAAAUCAAUUGAGAGUCAACUUGAUCCUCUAAAGAGUUCUCUGGCAGCAGUUGAACAGAAUCUUAUAAAAGUAAUGAGGCUAGACAACGAUGUAAAGGCCCUGGAGAGCAGGAGGCGGCAGAUGGAGAAAGAUAAUCAAGAUUUGCAACAGAAGAUGGAAAAGGUUUUUCAAGGAACAGAUGAACAACUAAGGGAUAGAUACCAGAACCAUCAGAGAACAGUGAAGGAGAAGGAGAAGAGAUUAUCAGACUGUAAGCGUGAAUUAGAUAGAGCCACUAAAGAAUGCCAGAGAUUUAACAGUGAGAAAUCAGAACUACUUAUUGAACGAGGUCGUCUGCAACUGCAAGCAGAUCGUCACCAAGAACACAUCACAACAAGGGAUUCGUUAAUUCAGUCUUUGGCAGCACAGCUGGAAUUAGAUGGUUUUGAGCGAACACCUUUUAAUGAAAGGCACAUUACCAGUUUUCACAGGUUGUUGAAGGAGCGACAAGAAAGAGAUGCAGAAGCUGCAAAUCAUCUGAUGAGAGAAUUUGCACGAAAAGAAGCAAUGAAACAAAAACAGAUAGAUGAAAUAAGAGACAAGAAAACUGGAUUAGAAAGAACCAUUGACCUGAAAUCAGACAUUCAAAAUAAGAAACAAGUUGAGCUGAAGAAUGUAAAACAUGAGUUGCAGGAGUUGGAGGGGUUUUCAGACAGGAUUCUGGAGUUGGAUCAGGAGAUUGUCAAGACA